AUGGAGGAAAAUAAGGUUCUUUUGAUGGAAAUUCUUGAAGCAAUGUUUGAACAUCCACACCGGUGUGCUUAUGUUUCAACAUAUGAUGCAUUGAAUGUUAGAGAAACAACAUAUGCGCACUUACUUCCCAAGGAUGAGGAGGCAUUUGAGCAUUACAAUGCUUUUUCUGCUAAGCGACUUGAUGAGGCAAACAAAAUUGGCAAAAUAAAUCUUGCUGCUACUGGAAAGGAUCUUAUGGAUGAUGAGAAACAAGGGGAUGUGACAAUAGAUCUUUUUGCGGCUGUAGACUUGGAAACUGAUGCGGCUGCUGAACGAUCUUCAGAGCUUGAAAAUAACCAAACCCUGGGUUUGCUCACUGGUUUUCUGUUGGUGGAUGACUGGUAA
Molecule: messenger RNA, 384 nt
Organism: Ilex paraguariensis (yerba mate)
Lineage: Eukaryota; Viridiplantae; Streptophyta; Magnoliopsida; Aquifoliales; Aquifoliaceae
Source: the annotation of a GenBank genome assembly